AUGACCCCACGUGCUGGAACGAUGCGGCUGGCCUGCAUGUUUUCCUCCAUCCUGCUGUUCGGAGCCGCGGGCCUCCUCCUCUUCAUCAGCCUGCAGGACUCCGCGGGGCUCACCCCCCAGCAGGUGCCAGGAGUAAAGUUCAACAUCAGGCUACAGCGGCCGCGCGACGACUUCCCGCCAGGCGGUUCCCAGGAUGGAGUUUUUAAGGCACCCACCGAGAGGAUGGCCAGAGAUGCGUCUAGCCGGGCGCCCAGAGGCCUCCGCCUGCUGGUGCCUGACCCCCCUCCAGGCCACCCCAACACGGGGGCCCGCCUGCGGCCCCGGCAGCGCCGCCGCCGGCUGCUCAUCAAGAAAAUGCCCUCCGCUGCGGCCACCCCUGUCCCUGCCAACAGCUCCACGGGCUCCGCCGCCCCGGACGGCCACUGGGCCCGCCUGCAGCAGCGGCAGCGGGAGCGCAAGCGGGCAGUGGGCGAGGCGUGCGCCAAGUUUCGCGCCGCCGGCAGCCGCAGGCCCGUCACGCCGCGCCACGUGUCCCGCAUCUUCGUGGAGGACCGCCACCGCGUGCUGUACUGCGAGGUGCCCAAGGCCGGCUGCUCCAACUGGAAGCGGGUGCUCAUGGUGCUGGCCGGGCUGGCCGCGUCCCCCGCCGGCCUGCAGCACGACGCCGUGCACUACGGCGGCGCGCUCAAGCGGCUGGACGCCUUCGACCGCCCGGGCAUCCUGCACCGCCUGCGCACCUACACCAAGAUGCUCUUCGUCCGCGAGCCCUUCGAGCGGCUCGUCUCCGCCUUCCGCGACAAGUUCGAGCACCCCAACAGCUACUACCACCCGGUCUUCGGCAAGGCCAUCCUGGCCCGCUACCGCGCCAACGCCUCCGGGGAGGCCCUGCGGACGGGCGCCGGCGUGCGCUUCCCCGAGUUCGUCCAGUACCUGCUGGACGUGCACCGGCCCGUGGGCAUGGACAUCCACUGGGACCACGUCAGCAGGCUCUGCAGCCCCUGCCUCAUCGACUACGACUUCGUGGGCAAGUUCGAGAGCCUGGAGGACGAUGCCAACUUCUUCCUGAGCCUCAUCCGCGCGCCGCGCAACCUGACCUUCCCGCGCUUCAAGGACCGGCACGCGCAGGAGGCGCGGACCACGGCCGGCAUCACCCGCCGCUACUUCGCGCAGCUCUCGGCGCCGCAGCGGCAGCGCGCCUACGACUUCUACUACAUGGACUACCUGAUGUUCAACUACUCCAAGCCCUUCGCCGACCUGUACUGA
Molecule: messenger RNA, 1263 nt
Organism: Pipistrellus nathusii (Nathusius's pipistrelle)
Lineage: Eukaryota; Metazoa; Chordata; Mammalia; Chiroptera; Vespertilionidae
Source: the annotation of a GenBank genome assembly